This is a messenger RNA of Dicrocoelium dendriticum, 438 nucleotides long. The record is from the annotation of a GenBank genome assembly. NCBI's taxonomy places the organism in Eukaryota, Metazoa, Platyhelminthes, Trematoda, Plagiorchiida, Dicrocoeliidae.
AUGGUCAUGCCUGAGCAUUAUUCUCCUGCCGCCGGCGGGAACAAUUCGGAGGAUAGUUUAGAGUACCACGAAGAUCAGCCGUCUACUUUUGGUCCAAAAAUCACUGCUAUUCCUUACCUCCUGAACUAUGUAAUCCACAAUGGGCAGCUUAGUGUAGGAGCACUAAGGAAACCCGCACCACCUGCAAAAUAUCAUCUCAACGAUGAUUGCGAUCGCUGGGAAUGCAACACUCGGUUUUGCUUAUGCCGAUGCUCAGAAGAGGACAAAACUAUCACACGUUUAGGCCACUUGGGUACUGACGCGUACCUGUUGGUGGACUCGGCUGCCAUCGUCGCAGAUAGCGUUGAUGAAAACACUUGUGCACUGCUUCGUAUCUUACUGGAGCUAUCGUCGCAACAGCAAGGGACCAUUCGGCAAUUCCAUCAGCAGAAACAAUGA